This is a messenger RNA of Desarmillaria tabescens, 990 nucleotides long. RefSeq lists its product as uncharacterized. The transcript is spliced from 4 exons. Lineage: Eukaryota; Fungi; Basidiomycota; Agaricomycetes; Agaricales; Physalacriaceae. The record is from RefSeq and is a predicted model, not a curated record. The annotation marks the transcript as partial.
UUCUCAGGAAUCUCCGAAUUGUACAGGAAUAUGUAUUUCUCCUGGGAUACAGUAGUACAAGUGGAGAGAAAACAGAGGCGCGGAGACUGAGUGGAGCAAGCCUAAAUGCCCCGUAUCCUGGCGCAUUUUUACAACAGUCCGUCCACUUCUUUCGCCAUCCUCAUCAUGGUCGCUCCUACUAUUGCCGUUUUACCACCUGAAGUACUCCAUCGAACCGAAGUUGAAACUGCUGAAGCGGGAUCACUGCAGGAAGUGGACGUUGGAGACGCCUCUGUACCAAAGUUUGUUCCGGUGUACAUUGACAGGUCCAAACCACAGUUUAGGAGGAUAUUUGGCUUUAAGAAAGUUCGCAACCAACCCGGGCAAGACGUAUUUGAAGAUCCUCUGGAUGAAACCACAAGAUACCCUCUCGAUAAGAUAGGAGAAGAACUUGGACCCAAUGCUCGAUUCUACAGGGCAUAUAACAGCGAAGCACUUGCUUCUGACGUCAAAAGUGUAGAAGAAUAUCGGGAUGCGAUUGAUGUUCUCCUUGUUUUUGCCGGUCUCUUUUCUGCUGUCGUUACAACCUUUGUUGUUCAGACAUCCGAGAACCUCCAGCCUGAUUACACCCAGCUCACCACCACCCUCCUCGCGGAACUCAUUGCCGUCCAGCGCGCGUCAGCCAACGGGUCGUCCCCAGAUAGCGUACCAUCCUCUGUUACCAAUACAUUCGUCCCAGACAAUCUCGAUGUCUGGAUCAACACCUUAUGGUACAUUAGCUUGCUACUCAGUCUCACCACCGCUCUCAUAGCUGUGUUGGCAAAGCAAUGGUUGCACCAUUACACUUCUGUGACUUCCGGAACCGCCAAGGAGCGCGCGCGCGUGAGGCAGUUUCGUUAUAUCGGCCUCCAACAGUGGCAAGUCCCAACCAUCAUCGGUUUGCUUCCCGUAAUGCUUCAUCUAUCACUGGCCAUCUUCGUCGUUGGCAUCAUCCUGUUUCUGCAUUCACUG